GUAACCAAACACCACUCGCGAAUCUCUCUGUUUCUCUCUAAACGCUAAAACCCUGUCUCUCUUUCUCUGUCUCUCUUUCACUCUCUAAUAGCAAAGGGGUUUGGGGGGACUGCAAUGGCUUUGUCUGAGUCUCAGUCUAAUAAGCAAAAGCACGUGCACCUCUUCUACUACCCUGAAUGCGAGGACCUUGCUCGCAACGUUGCUGCUCAGUCCAGCAAUAUCACUCUCCAAACCAUCAAAUGGAGAAAUUUCGAUGAUGGAUUUCCAAACAUUUAUAUUAACAAUGCCCAAGAUCUGCGAGGCCAACAUGUUGCCUUUCUUGCAUCCUUUAGCUCCACAGGAGUUAUCUUUGAGCAGCUCUCAGUCAUAUAUUUACUCCCACGUCUGUUUGUUGCUUCCUUCACAUUGGUCUUGCCUUUCUUUCCAACGGGCUCCUUUGAGCGAAUGGAAGAUGAAGGGGAUGUAGCAACUGCAUUUACCUUAUCAAGGAUGUUGACUAAUAUACCUAUAUCAAGAGGUGGUCCUACUAGUUUAGUCAUCUAUGAUAUUCAUGCUUUGCAGGAAAGAUUUUAUUUUGGGGACCAUGUUUUGCCUUUGUUUGAGACUGGUAUUCCUCUCCUAAAACAGCGUCUGCACCAGCUUCCUGACGCUGACAAUAUUGUUAUUGCAUUCCCAGAUGAUGGAGCUUGGAAGCGAUUCCACAAGCUGUUGGAUCAUUUUCCCACGGUGGUGUGUAAUAAAGUUCGUGAAGGUGAUAAGAGGAUAGUCCGGCUCAAGGAAGGAAAUCCUGCUGGUUGUCAUGUAGUCAUUGUUGAUGAUUUAGUCCAAUCUGGAGGCACCCUGAUUGAGUGCCAGAAAGUUUUGGGAGCUCAUGGUGCAGCGAAGGUGAGUGCUUAUGUCACCCAUGGGGUGUUUCCUAAGCGCUCAUGGGAACGGUUCACUCACAAGGAUGAAAGCUCGGAAAAGGCAUUCUCCUACUUUUGGAUAACAGAUUCUUGCCCACUGACUGUCAAAGCCAUAGCAAAUAAAGCCCCUUUUGAAGUGUUGAGUCUUGCAGGAUCAAUCGCUGAUGGUCUACAAAUUUGAAAAGAUGGUGUGGGAAGAAAUGCAUGUAGUGUUAUGUUUUAGGCAAGGCUGUAUUCAAGAAGCAUAUUUCCUGAUUUUUAUUGUUUCAAUCGGUAAGUUACGCACACUGAGCGGGUUUUGAACUCGCAACCUCACCAAUAAAUCAUUUUGAUGGAAGUAACAUUUAAGUCAAA
Messenger RNA from Quercus robur (English oak), 1259 nucleotides. Its product is annotated as ribose-phosphate pyrophosphokinase 4. The coding region runs from base 115 to 1086 and encodes 323 amino acids. NCBI's taxonomy places the organism in Eukaryota, Viridiplantae, Streptophyta, Magnoliopsida, Fagales, Fagaceae. Gene Ontology annotation, biological process: 5-phosphoribose 1-diphosphate biosynthetic process; purine nucleotide biosynthetic process. The transcript is spliced from 7 exons. Gene Ontology annotation, molecular function: magnesium ion binding; ribose phosphate diphosphokinase activity. The record is from RefSeq and is a predicted model, not a curated record. Gene Ontology annotation, cellular component: cytoplasm; ribose phosphate diphosphokinase complex.